AUGUCCUCCGUGUCUUCGAGCGCAUCAUCGCCUGAUGCACUGGGUCCGGAAGGGGAUGCGCUAUAUCUCAUUUCAUCACCAGUCCCGGAAUUCAGCGGGCGACAAAGCUGGGUUCCGCCGUACACGAUCCAAACCCCCCGGAGGCAAGAACGGGUGCCUCGACGGACGCCCAGACAACAGAGCUCUCAGACCAUGCGCUUCAAUGAUAUUAUAUUACCGACGAGUCCGCAUAUGCGACAACGAUCAAUGUCCCCAACAAAAAUGCAGUCGGAAGGCAAUCUGAGUCCGUGGAGAAUACGAGUGACAGUGGAAGCCGAGCACGAAGAUGAUGAGAACAAUCAGGAUGGACCGCGGAAGAAACUCAAACCUUCGACUGUCACAACCAAGGUACCGUUGAAAGAUGAAGAAAGUAACCCGCCUUCAGCGAAAAAGCGAAGAGGUCGCCCGCGCAAAUCGGACGCUCGCGAAAAAAGUCUCAGUCCGAUCAAAGGAAGUCCAGGACGAACACCAAAGCAGCAGCCCCCCGACUCGGUAAAGCGACCGCGUGGACGUCCUAGAAAAAGUAUGCAGAGUGAGCCUGUCGCGCAAAGCGUAGAGGCGGUAGAAAGCCCUGUGAGGAACAACAUGAAAUCUGCUACGCUCGAUGGAGUCAUCGAAAGGGAACCUCCCGCGCCGUUCAUGACUGCCGAUAUGGGGCCUCCUUCUGAUGCAUCGUCGGAACCUGAUCCUUUCCUAGAUAUGGCCGGCUCAGGAGCUUUUGAAGAACAAUCGCCACAUCCAAAUUCCUACCGUUUCUCUCCGCCCGUCGUCUUUGAUUUGGCGGACUCCCAUAGUGCGAAACCUGCACAGCUUGACAUGAGCGCGCAACAAGCGACACCACAAGCCUCAGUCUCUCCAAUUCGAGGACACACAGGAAUAACUCCCCAAAAUACUUUAUACGCAGGACAUACUCCUCGAAAAGUCCGUAGAAGCUAUCCGACUCCCACGUCAUCAUCACUCGUUGAUGGGAAUGCAGAACACUCGACAACAAUGCGGCAAAGUAAUACCACACAUUCGAUCGCAGAUCCGACUGAUGUACAUCACGAUUACGAUACCAUCAUGGAGAGUGAGGAUUUUAGCAUGGUCUCACUAGACACUCUUCCAUCUGCGAAGCAAGCUGGACUGAGCUCUAUUCUCGGCUCAUCUAAAGGCAGUCGCAAGCCUUUCGCUGAGAAACACAAUGGGGCUUUUACCGAGAAUACAAACAGAAGGACUACAAAAUCACCUCAAGUUGUUACCAGUCAUGUCCUUGAGCCAUCUAUAACACCACAAUCCAAGCCUGUGGGAUUGCUCAGCGGGCAUGAAUCAGAUGAUCAGGUUGUGCCGGUUGCUAUCGACACAUAUGCCAUUAAUGCCUCGGUACAGGAGCCGUCAAUACAGCCGGUAGUUGAAAAAGAUAGGAAAAAUUCUCUUAGUCUCGCUCGCACAGUCCGACUUGGCUUGAGCCUGCAUGAUACUUUGAUUCAUCAACAACGUUUUGACACGGAAGACAGCGACGAGGAGGAGGAAGACCUAGCAAGCGCUGCCGAUAGGUUGAAGCGUAUAUUCGGCGACCUUGAUAUGGAGUCUCAGCGCCACCUUCAAGCUGGUCUCAGAUUCGGUGAACUUGUGGCGCGUGGAACGAUGAGGUCUAGAAGGCUACAAAGGCAGAAAGAAAGGCAAAUGAUUGAAGCUCGUGAGAGAGAAAGUAGCGUGGGAGAGCCUAUUGAAAGUCUACAACAAGCUGACACCUUCUCUGAUGAUUUACCAGAAGAAGAGGGGUUGUCGGAAGAAGAGGAAAUGUCGAGAACUCAGCGGCUGGAAGUUGAGUGGCAGCGGGAGCGUGAACUCGUGAGCCGUCAGAUUGAUAUGGCAGGGUCAGACAAUGUAAUUGUGCUCGACAGCGACGAUGUUUCAGUAGGUAACAGGGUUGAAGAUCAGGUCUACAAGCAAAACGAAGUAAACGAGGAAGAGGAAAGCGAGAAAGAUGAAGAUUAUGGAGAUGUCUGGCAAGAGGAAGCCAGAAAUCAUGAUUCCAGCUCUAACAGACAUUCAACGUUCGCAUCAUCUAUGGACGAAAAGAGAGCAUCUACGACGAACCGUAGAACAGGAAGUUCUUACAAAAACACUAGUCAACGCUACGACUGGGAUCCAGACAAUGGUGAGAUACCACCACUUGGAAGGUCGCGAACGGCACAACUACGUGAAGAGGAAGCUGAUUUGUCGCUUCUUUUGAAACCUCGCGAUACCCCAAAAUCACGCCAAUACUAUGGAAACGGCCCUCGUACGGCGUCAAGUCAAAGACUUCGAUCCGAUAGAAGCUCUAGAUAUGGUGGAACCAGUCGCGAUGCUUCGUCUCCGAUCAAGCGGUCUUCACUGGGUACUAGUCGGGUCAACGAUGAACCUGAAGAUAUUAAAAAUGAUAUCGGGAGGGAUAACGAAAUUUUAGAUGACGACGAUCUAUUGAAAGAGCAAGAAGAAGUCGAAGAAAAAGACGAAGAUGACGAAGAUGACGAGGAGCAGGAACAUGGCGAGUACGAAGAUGAAGAGCAAGAACAUGACCAAGACGAUGACCGUGAACGUGAUGAUGUUUUCAUUACAGAAGAGAGAGAAGCUACGGACGAACAUACCUCAUUCGGCCACUCUGUUACAACACCAGACCAGUCAAUGCCUGGACCCAAACAAUCAUGGUUUCGACGAAUUACGAACAACUUUACUCCAGGCUGGUGGACUGCAUCAAAGGAGGUGCCUCUGGACGAGUCUCAAAGCCCGCCUUUUCCAAUAGACGAGCGAACACCAAGUCUCAAACGCUCUCGUGCGGCUAGAGAUGCUGAAGAAGCUAUGGAGAUGGAGCAGAUCACUCCGGCGAUUUCUACGAUACAAUCAAGAAUAAAGGGGCGCCGGCUCUCAUCGUUCUCGUCGCCAAAGGCUCUAGCGACAUCGGGCUACUUUACAGAUGGGCAUUACGUUGCCUUGAAGCGUCUUUAUUGGGAAGCGAAGCGAUACCCCGAACGCUUUCCGUACCAUCCAACUUCGCACCGGGACGAGAUGCUCGGCGAUUCUCUGUGGACGUCCGACGGCGAGCACGGUCUACCAAUUGCCAAGAUCCAAUUCGGGAUACUCGAUCGGUUCGUCUCCGAAUUGAUAAGCGCUGAUAUCCGGAACGGAGGACGCGGUCAGAUCGGAUGGACAGAGGAUGACCUGCACAAGCGUCUGUUCAGUAUCAUCGUGGGCGAUGAAAUUCGGCGGGAGCGAAGGCAGCAGCGACUGUUGAACGAGAUGCGUUAG
Messenger RNA from Talaromyces amestolkiae, 3306 nucleotides. RefSeq lists its product as uncharacterized. The record is from RefSeq and is a predicted model, not a curated record. Bases 1 to 3306 code for a protein of 1101 amino acids. Gene Ontology annotation, molecular function: DNA binding. NCBI's taxonomy places the organism in Eukaryota, Fungi, Ascomycota, Eurotiomycetes, Eurotiales, Trichocomaceae. The transcript has a single exon.